CUUAGACAAUAUGGCCACCAAAAUAAACGUCGGAGCCUUGAGAAAUGUUUUCUUUCGCAAACAGCACGUCUUCACAAGAGUUUCCUGCAUGCACACAUGUACACAAUGUAACAAUGUAAGCAGGGCCAUACCAAAUACACACAACAGAGUGCUGUUACAGCCACCAUGUAUGAACAGAAAAUCAUUAGUGAGACAUAUGUUCAUUCAGACACAAGAGACUCCCAAUCCAAACAGUUUAAAGUUCAUACCUGGAGUACAAGUAUUGGAGGCAGGAACCAAAGAUUUUCCCAAUGCUUCAUCAACUUACUGUUCCACCUUAGCAAAACAACUGUUUCGAAUAGAUGGUGUGAAGGGUGUGUUUUUUGGAACAGAUUUUAUAACUGUAACUAAAACAGAUGAAGAUGUAGAUUGGCAGGUGGUAAAGCCAGACGUCUAUGGAACUAUUAUGGACUUUUUUGCCAGUGGCUUACCUGUGUUGACUGAUGAACAACCCUCUAUUGAUACUGCUGUAGACCCUGAGGAUGAUGAGGUUGUCCUGAUGAUAAAGGAAUUACUUGACACAAGAAUUAGACCUACUGUACAGGAAGAUGGUGGAGAUAUUGUUUAUAUGGGUUUUGAAGAGGGUAUUGUAAAACUAAAGAUGCAGGGUUCUUGUACAAGUUGUCCAAGUUCAGUUGUUACACUGAAACAUGGAGUACAAAAUAUGUUACAGUUUUAUAUACCAGAAGUAAUGGGAGUGGAACAGAUUGAGGACGAAGUUGACAGUAUUAGUGAACAAGAAUUUGUAAAAUUUGAGAAAAGUAUUGGAGAAUCAAAAGAUUCCUCUUAAGGAAUGUUUGUUAAUGGUGACCACAUCUGUAAAUUUACUGUUAUGAAUUGUUUUACUAAAAGUAGAUAUAUUUGAAAAAUGUUGUGCCAAGUGUGUUUUGAAUCAUUAAAUAAGAUGCUUUGUAAACAGAAAUUUUGUUUGGCAUUUAUUUGCAUUUUCAUGGUUUGGAUUUGAUAUUGAAGCAACUAUUUUUCAAACCACUUCUUUAUAUUACUAAAGAAUUGAAUGCUUCUUUUUGUUAUUUUAUUGGGGUGUAAAAGCAUGAAAGUGCUUCAUACUAAAAAUGUGCACAUAAUCAACCCAUAACAACAGUAUAAAAUUACAAAAAGGAGCAUUCCGUUCUUCUAAUUACAUUUCUAUGCUAAAACCAUUGGAUAAGAUACCAUGCUUUUAGUUUGUUUUCCUAUACAUUGUUGUAAUCUUUUCAUUUGAAGCACAUGCCGUCAUAAAUUUUGAAUUUUAUUGGGAAAUAAAAUAUAAUUUUGGAAUGCCUCAUGAUUGUUGUCUGCCAAUCAGAAUAAUUGAUUCUGAUAAACCAUAUAUUUAAUGUAAUAAUUAUUGUAUAGAAAAUACUUUAUUAUUAAUAAUGCAUCAGUAAAUAAUAUCUAAACUGAAUCACCAUUUAAGACAGAGCAAUGCACACCUAGAUUGAUAAAGUCUAUGUAGCUGAAAUUUUAUUUUCUCUCAACAAAAUUCCAGGGUUUUCAUGAAGAGCCGGCACCCGGCGGAAUGUCACCGUUUCAAAAGACAGAAAUCGCCGGUUCAAAUGCUUAAACAAAAAAUAUUUUUGAAGAGAAUAAAAUAAAAACAAAGUUUUAUUAACCUUUUGUCUCAUGGAGUUUUUAGUUUCAUAGAUUUUUCAAAAACGAUGGUUUUUUAUAACCGACUGGACCAUUUUGUCUGACUGAAAGUAAACUUAAAAUCGGCGUCAGUAAGACGUUUGCCGGCAUUCAAAUACGAUAUUCAAUCAAUCGCUUGAAUGAUCAAGAUUGAUAAUUGUAAAAUCAAGAGAGAUAUCAAAAUAAAAACGUAUGUUAUCAAUGGAUAACUCAUGAGAAACCAAAAUUAAAAAGGUUUUAGGAGGCAAUUUUUUAAAUUGCAUGUCAAUAAAUUAAAUGAAACUGAAUGAAAUGAAAGACCAAAAGUGAAUGAUUUCUUUACCAGCAAAAAGACAAAAUCAUUGGAACCAUUUACAGGUAAAACUUUUUAUUUGAAGUUAUCAAAUUUCAAAGAAGCCUUAGAAGGUCUGUACAGUCUCAUGUUUAUAAUGAGGCCUGCCCAAGCUUGCCUUCUAUGCCCUUUUUAUAAUGUUACAAGUAUUUCAUUUAUUAUUACCACCCUUUAACUCUUGGGGAGGGAAUGGGAGUUGAAAAUAGUGCCUAGGCUAGGAGGGGUGCUGCCCAUUUUUUUUUUUUUUUACCUUUUCUCUUCAGUUUGUAGUAUAUAGUUCCAUGUUUAUCACUGCCCAUUUGUUGUGGAUGGGGCCAUCAAAGAAGCCUAGGAUAGGAGGAAGGCUUCCCAUUUUUUAUUUAUAGUUGGACCUUUCCCCUCAAGUUUUCUGAAAAAGUAGGUAGGAGGGUAAAUGCCAAGGCUAGGGAAAAGGCUUUCUUUAUUUUUUUCAGUUAUAAUUUCCCCUUGCUGAUCAUUAGCCCACUCAUUGAAAAAAGUACCAAUGUUGGGAUGGGUCCUGCCUCAGUUUGAUUUUUUUUUACAUUAACCAAACCUAUCUCAAAUGGAAGCCUUUGUUAAAAGUGCUGGCUAAGACUGGGUGGACAUUUUCCCACUUCAGCAUAUAUGUCCUUUCCCAGGUUUGCAUGUUUUUAUUGAAAUAUAGAACACAUGAAAAUAAUAUUUCUUUUCUGGAUCAAAACUGAAAUUGUCAGAUUUUGCAGAUGACAUAUAUACAUGUAGGUCAUACAUAAAUAGGAGAAGAUGUGUUAUGAGUGCCAAUGAGACAACUCUCCAUCCAAGUCACAAUUUGUAAAAGUAAACCAUUAUAGGUCAAAGUAAGGCCUUCAACACAGAGUCUUGGUAUUAAUAGUUUAUGCUGACCCUCCGUUGCUUUCUUACUUUUUGCGAAAUCUGGCAAUACAAUAACAAUUAAGAUUGUUUUUUACAUAUUUUUAUUUGUCUUAUUUUAAUACGCAAUAUCACAAGAUUGACCUUACAAGCUAAAAAAAAAGAUAACAUACCUAUGAAACCCCAUUUUUUAUGCACUUGUAAAUAGUGUGAAAAUGCCUCAGAGUGCACCAUUUUCAAUGUAAAGUCAAACAAAAUUUCGGGGGGGGCAAGCCCCCCUGACCCCCCCUUUUGGGUCAGCCACUUCAAAUUAGUAAACAGCCUGUUCAUUGAAAAGUAAUUGAAAGCCCUGAAAUUCUAUCUGUUGUUUUACCUUACCUCUAUUUGUAUACUUAUAAACUAGUCUGCAACUUUUUGAGAUAGAUCACAUAAUCCCAGCUUGACUUAUGGUUUGUGAUAAGACCAGAAGUGGUAAAAUAAAGUACUUUGUACCAAGAUUGAAAUUAUAAGUAGAAGGUUUUGACUUCAGGGCAAUAACAAUUAUGCUCCAUGUGGGGGAGAAUAUUAUUGCUCUUAUGGAAGAGCCUACCAGCUAUAUCACAAUGGGGUUUUAUGCGAUAAGCAAAAGGGAUAUUUUGGACAUAAUUCCUUAACUAUAUUUAUAAAAAACACAAAACAUAAAAGGAAGAGUCAUUUAAAAUCACUUGCUGGAGUUGAGAGAAAACCUGGACUCCCUAGAGUUGUGCAUAGAUGUUGGGUGUCCCAAACAGGUUCUUUGUUGAUAUUUAUUAUUAUAUAUGUUUUACAACAUGUGAUGUAAAUUGAUAUUCAUUAAAAUUUAAAUAAUAUAA
This is a messenger RNA of Mytilus californianus (California mussel), 3699 nucleotides long. RefSeq names its product NFU1 iron-sulfur cluster scaffold homolog, mitochondrial-like. Gene Ontology annotation, molecular function: iron ion binding; iron-sulfur cluster binding. The record is from RefSeq and is a predicted model, not a curated record. The transcript is spliced from 7 exons. Gene Ontology annotation, cellular component: mitochondrion. Lineage: Eukaryota; Metazoa; Mollusca; Bivalvia; Mytilida; Mytilidae. The coding region runs from base 11 to 829 and encodes 272 amino acids. Gene Ontology annotation, biological process: iron-sulfur cluster assembly.